AUGCCGCCCAUCAAUCUCCCUCCCAUGCAAGACUUUGGCGUACGGUUGGUAUUUCGCCUCACCCUAGAGUUCCUUGUCGAGAAGAAGGUCACAGGGCGGAGGGAUAACAAGACGUUUGAAGAUCCACAGCACUUGCUCGAAGACGUUAUUAGGCUGCUGGACAGCCUAGGCCUCUCCGCCAUCGCUCCCGAGACCACUCAGGACCACUACGCUUCACAUCAAGGCUUAUGGCAGGUAUCUCGAGCGACGAAGGCUGAAACGGCCCCGCAAGACUCAUGGCUCAAUCCCAAGAGCAGCCAGUACACGGGCGUUUCCUUAAGGACCCCGUUCUUCUCUCCUACGAGUGGCUGGGCUGAGGCCGUCUUCGGAGCAUGUGAAGCGAUUGCCGCUGAACGCAUUGUGGGCAUCAACACGAACACGACGCUGAAGGUGGAGAUGAAGCUUGAGGAUGGUGAGUUUGACCUCGACGGUCUUCAGAAUAUCGUCCGUUUUCUUUGGUCGGCAGCCCCCCUGAUCGACCAGUUACACCCGCCCCAUUGUGCAUCCAACAGCCCCAACGCGCUAGGUCUCCCCUAUACAGUAGCCUUCAGCCCCUUCAAGCAAAUCAGUACUGACGAGUUGCUUUUGAGUAAGGCGUCCGCCGCAUACCUAUUCAACAAGGGAAAGGCCAUAGCUACGAGGUCACCCAUGUUCGAGCUUGCCAUGUCGCCAGACGAUUGGCAAUUUCCAUUUUACGCGUUUAGAAUGUUGGAUGUACUCAACACCCUUACCAAAGACAAUUUAAUCCAGAAGAUGCGCAUCUUGCCGACAAGAGAUGGCGCCGCAGAGCUGACAGGUGCGUUCAUAUUCUCUACUCUCCAAGCUAACGAGCCAGAUGAACGAACACUUGGGUUCGCACAGCACAGUGGAACACUGAAUAUGACGCGCAUCUACCAUUGGGUUUCGACCUGCCUUGGAAUUGUGGACGCAUGCCUGACAUCAAGCCCUGCGCGUAUGAAUGAUCUACUUGAGAAGCUUGGGGACCCGAUUAUCCGGUCCGCGACCAGCAGUCAUAGCGAAGUCGGCAGCAGCCUCACAGUUGCAGAGCUCUUGCUCGAACUGAAGCUUGAGGAGACAGCCAGAUACUUUGAAGGUCUCGGUCGAAACCCCCAAGUACCAGAGCUGGCUAAACUCGCUUCGCGAUUCGCUGUGGAUCUCGAGGGUAUCGAAAAGGAUGCAGAAACAAGCCCGCAGUAUACGUUCGGCGUGGAAAUGGAAUUCAUGGUCCCUGCCGGCGAGAAGGCCCUAGAUCCGCACCCCCAGGACCCGCGCUGGUUCAUUGAUGCCAAGGAUUGGAAAUUUGACCGUCUUGGAGAUGAUGAAUCGACAAUUGACGGAUCACCGGUCUUAUUCGUGGACAUCGUCGCGCAAGAGGACUGCAGCCAAUUUCUCCGUGUCAAAGUUGCGAGGCUCCUUGCAAACAACGGGUUCUUCGCCUCCAUCUCUGACAAUCAGGACAAAGUGUACCUCCAUAAACUUGCACUCGACUCGGGUUUUACUAUCCAUCCUCAAUUCAACAUUAUCUUCCAAUCCUGGCAAGUACAACACGAUAUAAGCCUCGUGGAAAUGGCAGACCCGGUUGAUGGAUACAGCAAGGGUUUUGCCGCUAUGGAGGUCGCUUCGCCCAUGGGUCGUGCCAAUGCCGCUGGGUUCAGGAGGUUUGCCGAAGGUCUUACACUCAUGCGCAACAGUUUCCGCACGAUCAUUACUAAAGAGGCGGGUUUGCAUGUUCACGUCUCACCGCACAACAAGCAAUUUGAUCUGCUUCAGUUAAAACGGAUCGUGACCGUGAUCUGGUUCGCCGAGCCCAUCACGCAAUUGUUCAUCGCACCGCAUCGCCGCGGGCCGAAUGGCAAAUACUGCCUCCCGAUUUCGACCAGCUCUGACGCAGCUACUGGCAAUGGAUCUUGCCAUCUUGUGGAGCACACAGAAGAUCCCGAGGAACAGGACCGCCUUGAGGAAGAUUUGAGGAAACACGUGCCACUUGGAUGCAUUCCGUCCUCGUUGGUACAGAAAUCCAUGGGGCUCAUCUGGAGCACGAUAAACCUAGGCGAUCUGACAGCGCUUACCUGCAACGGAGCUACUCGCGGUGCGGCCACCCUGACACACCUACGGCAAACUGACACUUUGACCAAUGAAGGUGAGUCAGUAAUUGAAGGGACUAUUGAGUUUCGCGCUGCGCAAGGCUGCAUGGACCAGAUGUACAUCAUUCACUGGGUGCGCCUGUGUGUUGCGCUCGUCCGAAAGGGUCAACACGGCCAACCAGAAGACAUAUACGAGUGGGUUUCUCGUCUUGUCGAAAAGGUUGAACACCCCCUAGUCAAACUGCCAUUUAUGCUCGAGAGCUUGGGAUUAAGUAGGGACCUUGAGUUCUGGCAGAGCCAAGUAGAAAGAUUCUCAGUGGUCGAUCUAAAUCUCUCGAACGAGCAUGUGCAGGCGGUGUCGGAAGAGGAGGCGAAGGGCUUCGAACAUAUGCUGGAGAUGUCUGACUUGAUAGAAUAA
Molecule: messenger RNA, 2541 nt
Organism: Verticillium dahliae VdLs.17
Lineage: Eukaryota; Fungi; Ascomycota; Sordariomycetes; Glomerellales; Plectosphaerellaceae
Exons: 1
Coding region: 1-2541 (846 amino acids)
Source: RefSeq, a predicted model, not a curated record